Messenger RNA from Diabrotica virgifera virgifera (western corn rootworm), 2302 nucleotides. Its product is annotated as WD repeat-containing protein 48 homolog. Bases 132 to 2054 code for a protein of 640 amino acids. Lineage: Eukaryota; Metazoa; Arthropoda; Insecta; Coleoptera; Chrysomelidae. Gene Ontology annotation, biological process: double-strand break repair via homologous recombination; protein deubiquitination. The transcript has 13 exons. Gene Ontology annotation, molecular function: ubiquitin binding. The record is from RefSeq and is a predicted model, not a curated record.
UCAAAGUCAAAAGUCUACACCUACACACAAAAAACAUAACCUGAGGGGUUAUUAUAGAAAUUAUAAAUGAAAAUUGUUGAGAUAAAUUAAAGAAUUUUUGUAUGAAAAUGAUUUUUCUGAAUUAAAAUAAAAUGGCAAAUUUAAAACCUGGCAGUCAAAAUACUCGUAAGAAAGUCCAGGUGUCAAUGGUAAUAUGCGAAGCAGAAGAAAAAAGGCAUAGAUCUGGAGUAAAUGCUCUACAAUUAGAUCCCGCAUUAGAUAGAUUGUAUUCAGCUGGUAGAGAUUCAAUUAUUAGAGUAUAUGAGCAUGAAAGGUUUCUCCAUGGAAUGGAACACCAUACCGACUGGGUCAAUGAUAUCGUAUUAUGCUGUGGUGGAAAACAUUUGAUAUCCGCAAGCUCAGAUACUACUGUAAAAGUAUGGAAUGCUCACAAAGGAUUUUGUAUGUCAACUCUUAGAACUCACAAAGAUUAUGUGAAGGCGUUAGCGUAUGCCAAAGAUAGAGAGCAAGUGGCUUCCGCUGGAUUAGACAAAUCUAUUUAUUUAUGGGAUAUUAAUACUUUGACAGCUCUCACAGCUAGCAACAAUACUGUGACAACUUCAAGUUUAGUAGGCAGCAAAGAAUCCAUUUACAGUUUAGCUAUGAAUCCAUCGGGUAGUAUAAUAGUCAGUGGAUCCACAGAAAAAGCUCUGAGGCUUUGGGAUCCUAGAACAUGUGCCAAACUGCUUAAAUUAAAAGGUCAUGCGGACAAUGUGAAAGCACUGGUCGUUUCAAGGGAUGGGAAUCAAUGUUUGUCAGGUAGCAGUGAUGGAUCUAUUAAAUUAUGGAAUCUAGGAUCGCAAAGGUGUGUUCAAACUAUUUUAGUUCAUACUGAUUCAGUGUGGGCUUUACUAGCUACAGAAAGCUUUAGCCAUGUAAUCUCUGGGGGAAGAGAUAAAAAGGUGAUAAUGACAGAUUUAAAAAAUAUAUCCAACAGUAUUACAGUGUGUGUAGAAGAUGCUCCAAUUUUAAAAAUGUGUUUUACUGCUGAUCACCAAGCCGUGUGGGUAUCAACAUCCGAUUCGAGUAUUAGAUGUUGGAAAUUACCAACCGAAAAGCAUUUUAAAGAAGAAGUUCGGAUGCCCACCAAUCCGUUAUCUUUAAUACAAGGAGGUGCGGCGAUUAGGCAGGCAGUAGUUUUAAACGACAAAAGGCACAUCCUGACUAAAGAUGCUCAAGAUAACGUAGCGAUAUAUGAUGUUCUUAGAGCUAGGAAAAUAGAAGACUUGGGACAAGUUAAUUUUCAGGAGGAGGAAAAGAAUCGAUUUAAAAUGAUUUAUGUACCCAAUUGGUUUAACAUUGAUCUCAAAACGGGUAUGUUGACGAUACACUUAGGACAAGACGAAGUUGAUUGUUUCUCAGCUUGGUUAUCGGCAAGGGACGUAGGCAUCAAAGAUGCUCCAGAUCCAGAUCAUAAAGUAAACUACGGAAAAUUGUUGCUUCAAGCUCUGUUUGAGCAUUGGAGAGGAGUCGAGACUGAUCCAGAACAUAGCCUUUACUUUAGCGUCCCUAAACAUAUUCCUCUUAUUUUAAGUGAGGUGGGUGGACGGACGCUGUAUCGAGUUUUGGUAGGCGAUACAUCAGGCGAAACGGAAAAUACCUUACUCAGUGAAACAGUACCAAAUUGGGUGAUAUCAAAUAUAGAGGAUAACUCACAAAACAAAUUUAUUAAAGUACAAUUUUACCUUCAACCCCAUUCCAGUGUACCUUCGCAUCUUUUGAAACAAGAUCGGAUGAAAAAGCCGGAUCGACUUGUUGCAAACGAUUUUAUCCAAUGUAGAAAAGUAGCAGAACAUAUUUUAGAAAAACUUUUAGGAGAUGGUACGGCUAGUUCUCCUGGAUGUGGCGAUGCAGACACAUCUUCUCCUUCCAAUAAUGGUUAUAAUGUAGAUCAGAUAGAACUAACGUGCAACGAGCAGGUUUUAGACCCUUUAAUGGACCUUAGAACAGUGAAACAUUUCAUAUGGAAAUCUUCCUCGGACUUAACCCUGUAUUAUAAAAUUAUAACUAAAUAGUGUGUAAAUCGUUUCUACGAUGUAAAAUAUUGGUUGAUAAUUUAUUCUUUUUAGUUAUUUAAAAGUUUUAUGAGAUUCGGUAAUUUCUAUCUCCACAAUUCUUGUGGAUAUUCGUUUUUAUAAUCUGAGGGUAUUUUUGUAUUUAUACACUUUGUAUAGCCAAUUUUAACCUGAUUAUUGUAGAAGCUAGGAAAUCAUGAGAAAUUAUAUAAAAUUGUAUCAGAUGAUUAAUAGAUUUUUUCCAAAGA